Messenger RNA from Aedes albopictus (Asian tiger mosquito), 553 nucleotides. RefSeq names its product trafficking protein particle complex subunit 1 (gene Bet5). Lineage: Eukaryota; Metazoa; Arthropoda; Insecta; Diptera; Culicidae. Gene Ontology annotation, biological process: endoplasmic reticulum to Golgi vesicle-mediated transport. Bases 86 to 520 code for a protein of 144 amino acids. Gene Ontology annotation, cellular component: TRAPP complex. The record is from RefSeq and is a predicted model, not a curated record. The transcript is spliced from 3 exons.
CUGCUUAUCAAAACAAACUUUCAGAGUGACGAUUACAAGCAAAAUUCCCCAAAAAAUAGUGAAAUUUCUGAAUAUUUAGGUCAAUAUGAUUUACAAUUUGUACAUUUUCGACAAAUACGGCACGCUGCUGUACUACGGCGAGUGGAACCGGUUGAAACAAUCCGGAAUAACAAAAGAUGAGGAAGCCAAGCUGAUGUACGGAAUGCUAUUCUCGCUGAAAUCCUUCGUGAACAAAAUCUCCCCCAUCGAUCCGAAGGAAGGCUUCCUCUACUACAAAACCAACAAGUACGCACUGCAUUUCGUGGAGGUGUCCUCCGGGUUAAAGUUCGUGCUGAACACGGACACGACCGCGACCGGGAUCAAGGAGUUUCUCCUGCAGCUGUACAGUAAGAUUUGGGUUGAAUACGUGGUGCGGAAUCCACUGUGGACCAUCGGAACCCCCGUCACAUCGGAACUGUUCAAAACGAAACUGGACGAGUUCGUGAAACAAUCAGCACUGUUUGGACCGAAAGUUAUAUAAAUUGAAUAAAACUUUCGCUUUGUUCUUUAACAA